Messenger RNA from Triticum turgidum subsp. durum (durum wheat), 1833 nucleotides. NCBI's taxonomy places the organism in Eukaryota, Viridiplantae, Streptophyta, Magnoliopsida, Poales, Poaceae. The record is from the annotation of a GenBank genome assembly.
AUGGGUCUGUCGAUCUCAUACCCACCGGAUGACUACUUGCCAGCAGAUGAUGACAACUCGGACAGGCCAUUUGUCCGGUCCUUAAGCUUUGACAACCUCAGCAGCCUUGAGACCCCUGAUUCGCCACCAGAAAUGUUCGAUGCGGUGAGCUCUAGGGGUCCUGCAAGAGAAGGGUCCUUAAAUGCCAGGAGAAAAGAGGGUCCUCCAUUACAUGUUAAUACUACGAAACCCAGGCUGAGUCCUAAACCUGACAAGGAAUGUUGUAACCAUAAGCACCUUUCGAAAUAUGGGGCAGAUCACCUGCCACCAAAUUCUCCGGUGGUAGGGAUGGUCAGUCCGCAGCACCAGGCUGCAGCAAUAAGGGUGCAGAAGGUAUACAAGAGCUUCAGAACAAGACGACAGCUUGCUGACUGCGCUGUUCUUGUCGAACAACGGUGGUGGAAGCUUCUCGAUUUCGCACUGCUCAAGCAAAGUUCGGUGUCAUUCUUCGAGGUAGAGAAGCCAGAGACUGCCCUAACAAGAUGGUCACGGGCCAGAAUAAAGGCUGCCAAGGUAGGCAAAGGUUUGUCCAAGGAUGAAAAGGCCCAGAAGCUCGCACUUCAGCAUUGGCUAGAAGCAAUUGACCCCCGGCAUCGAUACGGUCACAACCUCCACUACUAUUAUAAAAGCUGGCUUCACUGCGACAGUCAACAACCUUUCUUCUACUGGUUGGAUGUAGGUGAAGGAAAAGAGAUUAAUCUUGAGGACCAAUGCCCAAGAUGGAAGCUGCUGCACCAAUGCAUCAGGUAUCUUGGCCCUAAAGAGAGGGAGUUCUAUGAGGUAAUGAUCGAGAAUAAGAUGAUGAUGUACAAGCUGAGCCGCAAGAUUGUCAACACGUCCGAGGGGCCCAAGGAUGCAAAAUGGAUCUUUGUGUUGAGCACGACGAAAAUUCUGUACAUAGGCACAAAGAGCAAGGGAACAUUUCAGCACUCCAGCUUCCUUGCCGGUGGAGCCACAUCUGCUGCCGGGAGAUUAGUCGUUGCGAACGGAAUCCUAAAGGCUGUGUGGCCUCAUAGCGGGCACUACCGGCCCACAGAGGCGAACUUCCGGGAGUUCAUGAAGUAUCUCAGGAAGGGGAACGUCGAUCUCACCGAUGUGAAGCUGAGCCCAACAGAAGGCGAGGAGGACGAAUGGCUGAGGAGCAGCCUCUCCCAGAUGGAUCUAACAACGGAGGUCAGCACGCCGGGGAAGCAAGGAGACACCAGGGCCCAACCCCCUCGCGGUGACAAAAAGAAGAUCAAACCGGCCGUGCCGGCGGCGCCACCUUCCACCAGCGGCGAGGCAGUCGCCGGCUCGCCGGGGAUGAAGCGGUCCUCGUCGGGCACCCGGCUGCAGCGCAAGCGGCCGCCGAGGCUGACGGUGAGCAAGAACCGUCUGGGCAAGGACGCGGCGGAGCCGGACGCCGGCUCGUUCGGCGACCGGCUGGACUUCUGCAAGGCGAACCUGUUCACGGGGCGCGGCGCGGAGGGCGGGGAGGGGGCCGAGGUGCCGGCGGUGCCGCAGGAGAUGAUCAUGCACCGGAUCAACUCCAAGAUGGCGCACAAGUCGUACCAGCUCGGGCAGCAGCUGUCGCUCCGGUGGACGACCGGCGCCGGCCCGCGGAUCGGGUGCGUGCGCGACUACCCGCCGGAGCUGCAGUUCCGAUCGCUGGAGCAGGUUAGCCUGUCCCCGCGCGCCGGCGCCGGCCCGCCCAGGCUCGGGGCGACCCCGCGGCAGAGGAGCCCGUGCACGCCGUCGCCCCUCGGCGCGCCCGUGACUCCCGCGGGGCCGCUGCUCCAGCACGGCGCGGCGUAG